AUGUACGGUCGAUCAUUAUGUAUGAUAUCUCGUUUGGCUAUAAAAACAUCUCAUGUUGGAAGUCGAUGUCUUGUUGCAUCCUAUAAUAAUCGUUUACUUGACUUUUCCCAACAACCCAAGCGAUAUUUAGCUCAACAAAUCCCAAAUAGACGACCACCGGGUCGUAUUCGACGAUUUCUUCGUUGGUUUGGAUGGGGAGCAGAACCAGUUGUAUCAACUCUUCCACAACCACCACCACCUGCUACCACAAUGCAACGAGUCAAACGUUUUCUAAUGCUCUCACCUUCAAUCGAACGGUUUCUCCUUCGAUCUCACAUUAUCGAAGAUGAAGAUUUAGCAAGAUUACUUUCUAAAACUGCUGCUAUAUCAAUCUAUGCAAUAAUAACAGUGACGACACUUGGCACGCUUGGAGUUGAUACAAAACCGCUGCUAGCUGGUAUUGGUAUUACUGGUUUUACUAUUGGUUUUGCUUUGAAAGAAGUAGCAACAAAUUUCAUAUCGGGAAUCUUUCUUGUCAUCAAUAAACCAUUCGUUCGAGGGUGUCGGAUCAAAAUUCAUGGAAGUGGCGGUGGAAUCGAAGGUCUUGUUCAUCUAAUCGACGUUCGAUACGUGCAUUUAAAAACAAAAGAUCGUGGUAUGGUAUUGGUUCCAUCAGCAAUCGUUUAUGUCAACGCUUUUACAGUCUUUCCCGCAGAUGACGAAGCAAAUGCUGGCUUUUUGGAUAUGACCAAACCACCGACAACGGAUGCAACAAAACCACCAGAGCCAUCACCAGUAUUACCAGCCACUAGUACUUCGAAACAAAAAUCGUUAAAGAUGAAAUUUGAGUCGGAACCAGCUGGAUCCUUCAAAAAAUCGUCAUUGAAUGAAAAACUAUGA
Molecule: messenger RNA, 879 nt
Organism: Adineta ricciae
Lineage: Eukaryota; Metazoa; Rotifera; Eurotatoria; Adinetida; Adinetidae
Source: the annotation of a GenBank genome assembly